Messenger RNA from Adineta ricciae, 660 nucleotides. NCBI's taxonomy places the organism in Eukaryota, Metazoa, Rotifera, Eurotatoria, Adinetida, Adinetidae. The record is from the annotation of a GenBank genome assembly.
AUGGCAGAACCAUCAACAGCUGAUUACAUAUUUAAAAUUGUUCUGACGGGCGACUCCGGUGUUGGCAAAUCGAAUUUAUUGUCACGUUUUACUCGAAAUGAAUUUUCACUGGAAAGUCGCUCGACGAUCGGAGUCGAAUUCUCCACAAAAGAAGUUCAAGUUGACGGCAAAACUAUCAAAGUGCAAAUAUGGGACACCGCCGGUCAAGAACGUUUCAUGGCAAUCACAAAAGCCUAUUAUCGUAACGCGCUAGGUGCACUCGUUGUUUUUGAUAUUCUCAAAGCAUCAACAUUCCAAAAUCUUGAUCAAUGGUACAAUGAGGUUCGAGCGAAUGCUGGUAUCGACUGCUGUAUUAUCUUAGUAGGGAAUAAAUUAGAUCAGCGACAUAUACGUGCGGUACUUAGUGAUGAUGCUAAGCGAUACGCCGAAGAGCGAAAUAUUCAAUAUGUGGAAACAUCCGCUUUGGAUGCUACGAAUGUUGAACAAGCAUUUCGAACAUUGAUUGCUGAUAUUUACCGUCAUUGGGCAGCACGAAUGGAUUCGAUGAAAGAUGAAAGAUCUAUGCCAUCGCCAGGUUCUCAAGUAAUCAAACCUGGAGAUUCGACGAUACCAACAAAUUCCUCAACUUCAGCGAAUUCUUGUUGCGGAAGUUUUACAUAA